This is a messenger RNA of Guyanagaster necrorhizus, 816 nucleotides long. RefSeq lists its product as uncharacterized. The record is from RefSeq and is a predicted model, not a curated record. Bases 1 to 816 code for a protein of 271 amino acids. NCBI's taxonomy places the organism in Eukaryota, Fungi, Basidiomycota, Agaricomycetes, Agaricales, Physalacriaceae. The transcript is spliced from 2 exons.
AUGAAAACUUGCCCUCUCGUCAGCAACCUCUGGAAGGAGGUUUUUGCGCAUAUUUCAUCCCGCGACAUAUACGUUCCAACGGUUGCGUAUCUCGUCCACCUCAGCACUGUCAUUCGCACCAAUAGCUCCGUUAUCUACUGUUCUGAUCUUUUCCAAUCCACCCGUACAAUUACCCGCCAUGUCGACCUCACCGAAACUACCGGUGACGUCGCCAUGGAGCCCUACUCAGCCCUAUGUAGCUUGCCUAAUCACUCUGGCUUUCGCAGAUGCUUUCCGAAUAUCGAGAGAAUACAUUUGGAGGUCAACUACUGCAUCCGAGGCGGCUGGCACGAGCUCAUACUGUGCCACCAACAGCUCAUCCGGACGCAUAUAUCCAUAGCGCUUGACCAAGCGAUGACCGAGCUCAGUGUCCUACCUGUCGCUUGGCACAUCGUUGCGGAGAAUCCAGAGGUCGAUCACGUUGGUGGCGUCAUCGCUGAUGUUCACUGGGACAUCUUCCUGAGGGAGGUCACUCUAGCAGUCGCCCCAGGAAUGCUGUGUUGCAUCAGGAAGGAUCCGUUCAAGGACACGGUAUCGAAAUCGACAUACGUCGGUGGUCUGCUGCAUUUCCGAGGACACGCUCUCCUUGCCGAAAGAAUGGGUGAUGUGCGACAUAUAAAUUAUUACUUCCGGAAGACUGCCUCAAAACCUCCAGGUUUGUGGGCCCUGAUAGGCGAAGUAUACGAAGAUAUGAAGGGAGCGUUCAUCCCUUCUGCGUCCGUCUAUUCGUGCUGGAAGACUAUCUUGGGCGAAGCGCCUGGACAACGAAAGCUCUGA